AUGAGCGAACAGCCAGCUUCGGAUCCUCCGCCACCACUCUUGUAUUCGAUGCGCGAGGAAUGGAAAGGCGUGCAGCCACUAGAUCAGAGCGACCUGACAAACCCGCUCGUGCCCAUCUUCUACCCACCCGAAUACAAGGAUGCAAUGGAUUACUUCCGUGGGAUUGUUGCAAAGGGAGAAAAGUCGCAGCGCGUGCUCGAGCUCACAGAGCAUAUCAUCCGCAUGAAUCCGGCACAUUACACCGUCUGGCAGUACCGAUACGAUACACUCCUUGAACUAGAGGCGCCGUUGGACAAAGAGUUGGCGCUGAUGGACGAGCUCGCAUUGACAAACAUGAAGUUUUAUCAAGUAUGGCACCAUCGCAAGCUACUCCUCCUCAAAUACGCACAACCAGCAGCAGAGCUCAGCUUCAUCUCCAAAGUCCUCGCCGUCGAUUCAAAGAACUAUCACACAUGGGCCUAUCGUCAGUGGCUUCUCGCGCACUUUGAUCAAGAAGAUUUGUGGAGCCUAGAGUUGCCAUCCGUCGAGUUGCUCCUCCAAGAAGACGUGAGGAACAAUUCAGCGUGGCAUCAUCGCUUCUUUGUCGUCUUUGAUUCUGGUGUGAGAGAGGGAGACGAAGACAGGGAGCAGGUUCUCAGGAGGGAAAUUAAUUUCACCAAGCAGAAGAUUGCGGUCGCGCCAAAUAACCUCUCUGCGUGGAAUUACCUCCGAGGUAUCUUAGAUCGCGUGGAGGUCAAGUAUGCUACUCUCAAGGACUUUGUAGUACUGUAUACGACUCCAAGAGAGGAGAGACCUGUUGUAGAGGAGGAAGUAUUGGAUUUAGACAACCCACGGCCGUCGUCGUCAGCGUCGUUGCCCUGUGCUCUCGCGAUUGAAUUCCUGGCUGACAUUUGCCUGGAAGAGGGAGAUACAACCAAGGCGGCAGAGCUUUUUACUAGUCUGGCAGAGGAACACGACACGAUGAGAAAGCGAUACUGGGACUAUCGUGUAAAAGAGUGUCUGGGUACGCAGUCGACACGUACAUAG
This is a messenger RNA of Serendipita indica DSM 11827, 1026 nucleotides long. Lineage: Eukaryota; Fungi; Basidiomycota; Agaricomycetes; Sebacinales; Serendipitaceae. The record is from the annotation of a GenBank genome assembly.